CUCACUUUGCACAAGGGCGAAGAAACGGGACUUUGAGGAGACAGGCACAAACAUGAGGAUGUUAACUCCUUUAGUUCUUGCUCUUACAGCAAAUUAUCUUUCAUUUGCCACUGUUGUCCAAGACUUCAAUCAUGUGGAGAGAUGUAAGGACUCACUUUACAUGGGGACACCGCCACGAGGGAUUAUUGAAAGUAAACUCAAGAAGAUCUGCCAACGCUACGCAGACAAACCUCGAUAUGUGACACUGUACGAUCCUCACAAACGGAUCCCAGUUUACUCAGCUUACACCUUUAAGAAAACAGAGGGAGACAGACGUGUGGACUACCCUUGGAUGUACGAACCACAGCUGGCAGAAAUCGACGGAAACGGGAACAUGUUGCCCUUCCCCAAUGGCUACCUCCACAUGAAGUUUGAGGACAGCCAAGCAGUGCUAGAUGACUACUCUGAUGUUGUCCUUUAUGAAAGAGGUCACUUAAACCCAGACCAGCACCAGUCCACUCCACACGACCGAGCUGCCACCUACACACUGACCAAUGUGGUCCCAGAGAUCAGGGAGUUCAACAUCGGACCAUGGCGCGAGUAUGAGGAGCGGAUCCGAGUGCGCCUCAAUAAUUUCUGCCGUGGCACUGCCUACAUCGUCACCGGAGUGACCACCAGGGGCAACAUGAUCCGUCGCAACAACCAAGACCGUGUGGCCAUCCCGGAAGAUGUGUGGUCCGCGUACUGCUGCACCGAUUAUGACCGCAACUCGCCCCACGACAUGCGCGUCCUCUUUCCGUCCCACGCGGCCCUGGCCAAGAAUGCCAAAGAGGGGAACAGUGUUCACGAGAUGACAGUGCAGGAGCUGGAGAUUUUUCUGAAAAACCACAUGGAUGUUGACCAAAACCUUCAGAUUUUCUAUGACAACUGCAUCUCUCCCUCACCUCUUCCACUUUACCUGCAGCACACCAUCUGAGGGAUUUCUGUUGGCUUUAAAAUUCAAACCAGCUUCAACAGUUAUUUUGUCCUAAGGAUCUCCUCAUAAGAAGAGGAAUUAAUAUUGUCAAAAUAAAAUAAAAAUAGAUAAUCUUUUCAUUGUAUAAAAAAUUGAAGGUGAAUUUGUUUUCUUACAUCUCUCUAGUUUGUUGCAACCAACAUGAUAAUGCUGUUGUGUGGGAGGUGAUGUGAAUUGAUUUAAUAAAAUAUCCUAAUUUACCAA
Messenger RNA from Girardinichthys multiradiatus, 1198 nucleotides. Its product is annotated as endonuclease domain-containing 1 protein. The transcript is spliced from 2 exons. Gene Ontology annotation, molecular function: nucleic acid binding; metal ion binding; hydrolase activity. Bases 53 to 955 code for a protein of 300 amino acids. Lineage: Eukaryota; Metazoa; Chordata; Actinopteri; Cyprinodontiformes; Goodeidae. The record is from RefSeq and is a predicted model, not a curated record.